AUGGGUGAUGCUCCAAAGGGUUUGCUCUCUGUGAUGCAGAAGCUGAAGGGAACCACAGAGCUGGUGCUCAGGAUAGUUCUGGUGGAUCUGGACAACGCUGGGAAAAACCACACUGCUCAAGUGAACACCAUCACACCAACACAAAACUUUAACAUCAAAAGCAUGGCCUCUCAUGGAAUGAAACUGAACGUGUGGGACAUCGGCAGACAAAGAAAGAUCCGUCCUUUUUUCAGAUGCUUGUUGGUUCAUCUGCAGGUUUAUGUCAUAGACAGCACCGACAAGAAGCGGUUUGAGGAAACAGGUUUGGAGCUGCCAGAGCUGAUAGACGAGGAAAAUCUCGCAGGCGGACCCAUCCUCAUCUUUGUGAAUAAACAGGAUCUGGAUACGGCGUCUCAGGCCAGCGAGAUCGCCGAGGGUUUGAACCUGCACACAUACAGAGACCGAGUCUGGCAGAUCCAGGCCUGUCCGGCGGUCACAGGAGAGGGUGUGCAGGAUGGUAUAAAUUGGAUCUGUAACGACCUCGUCAACAGGACGAAAUAA
Messenger RNA from Carassius gibelio (silver crucian carp), 540 nucleotides. It is a transcript of the gene arl3l2, whose product is annotated as ADP ribosylation factor like GTPase 3, like 2. Lineage: Eukaryota; Metazoa; Chordata; Actinopteri; Cypriniformes; Cyprinidae. Bases 1 to 540 code for a protein of 179 amino acids. Gene Ontology annotation, cellular component: cytoplasm; microtubule cytoskeleton. Gene Ontology annotation, molecular function: GTPase activity; GTP binding. Gene Ontology annotation, biological process: cilium assembly. The transcript has 6 exons. The record is from RefSeq and is a predicted model, not a curated record.